Gongylonema pulchrum is the source of this 729-nucleotide messenger RNA. The record is from the annotation of a GenBank genome assembly. Lineage: Eukaryota; Metazoa; Nematoda; Chromadorea; Rhabditida; Gongylonematidae.
AUGGAAGCAAUAAGACACCGAAGACGUACAGACGAAGAGUACGGGGAACAAGAAGGACUUGCUAAUGCUGAAGCAAUGAGAUACCGAAGAGAUACAGACGAACAGUACCGAGAAAAUGAAAGAUUUGCGCAUACUGAAGCAAUGAGAUCCCGAAGGAACACAGACGAAGAGUACCGGGAGAACAAAAGACUUGCGAAUGCUCAAGCAAUGAGAUACCGAAGAGACACAGACGAAGAGUACCGAGAAAACGAGAGACUUGCGAAUGCUGAAGCAAUGCAAAACCGACGGACAGACAAAGAGACAUGGAACGAAGAACACGCUAGGGACCGCGAAGCACGACAGCGUCUAAGAAGCAGUUAUGCAGCUGCUCUAGUCACUCAUAACAUUGACAUUUCGGAUAAUUGGCUUACAAGAUACGACCGCAAUGAACCCCGGUUGGCCGACUCAAAUAUCGAGACAGAAGAAGAUGAGGAAGACACCGAUGAUGCAGAGCCACUCAAUCCUGGUGUACAAGAAACGAUGCUGCUGGAAGAAGAAAGUCAGCAAGGAAUAAGAAUGGCUCCAGAAGAAGCACAAAGACCGAUUUCUAUUCUACUGGAUGAGGAUACGGAAUACCUCUCCUUUCCGACAAUUUUCGGGGUGAAAAACUGCAUCCCCUAUUUUGCGGUCGCCCAAUGUCAUAUUCAGAUACUGCCAAAUCUUUUGCAAUGCGAUACGACCGCGGAGUAG